Hyaena hyaena (striped hyena) is the source of this 1512-nucleotide messenger RNA. RefSeq names its product butyrophilin subfamily 1 member A1-like. Gene Ontology annotation, molecular function: signaling receptor binding. Gene Ontology annotation, cellular component: external side of plasma membrane. The record is from RefSeq and is a predicted model, not a curated record. The transcript has 8 exons. Lineage: Eukaryota; Metazoa; Chordata; Mammalia; Carnivora; Hyaenidae. Gene Ontology annotation, biological process: T cell receptor signaling pathway; regulation of cytokine production. Bases 16 to 1512 code for a protein of 498 amino acids.
GAGCCAAUUGUAGCCAUGCUGGGCACGGACACAAUGUUGCCCUGUCAUGUGUUACCGGCCAUGAGUGUGGAGAACAUGGAGCUGCGGUGGUUCCGUUCUGAGUUCUCAGAAGCUGUGUAUGUAUAUCAGGAUGGAAUGGAGCAGGUGGGAGAGCAGCUGGUAGAUUUCAAAGGGAGAGCAGAGUUGGUGAAAGAUUACAUCACUGAGGGAAGAGUAUCUGUGAAAAUCUACAGUCUCCGGAUCUCAGACAGUGGGAUAUACAAGUGUUUUUUUAAAAAAGGCAGUGACUUUCAAGAAGCCACUUUGGAGCUGAAGGUGAUUGGUCUGGGUUCUGGUCCUCGUGUUUUCAUAGUGGGUCCAGAAGAUACAGGAAUAAGACUGACAUGUACAGGCAAAGGGUGGUUUCCCCAGCCUGAGGUGCAAUGGAAAGAUGCAACGGGAGAGAAGAUAUCAUCUCUCUCUGAAGUUGAGACCCAAGAUGAUGAUGGAUUGUUUCAAAUAGAAGCAUCCCUCAUUGUAAGAGACAGUUCAAAGAGAGAAGUGUCCUGCUACAUGAAGAACCCCUUCUUUGGACAAGAGCAGGUGGAAACCAUUUCUAUCCCAGAAUCCUUUUUCCCUAGGACCUCUCCUUGGAUGACAGCAUUUGCUGGGACUUUUCUCAUACUUGGGAUAUUUCUGGGUGCUGCUGUGUUUUGGGCCUGGAAAGAACGACAGGAAAAGAGGAGACAAUGGGAAGCCCUGACAGAAAAAGAGAAAGAAAGUAAAACCAAAGAAUUGCUUGAGAAAGAGCUUGCAAGAAGAAAGCAAUUAUAUCAACAAAACUGGAGAAAAGCAAAGUUAUAUGCUGACUGGAGAAAAGAACAAUUCGAAGCAGUUGCUGUUAUUCUGGAUCCAAACAAAGCUCAUCCCAACCUCAUCCUAUCUGAGAAUAGAAAACAAGUUUCUUUAAUGGAAAAUACUCCUGAGAAUUGUGAUGCCUCAGUAUACCAAGGACAAGGGGAAUCCGAAACCAUCUUCAGUGUUCUGGGCCAGAAUUGCUUUACCACAGGGAGACAUUACUGGGAGAUAGAAGUCAAUAUAGGUACAGAAGUUGGACCUGAAACUCGAUGGGCUGUGGGUGUUUGCUCAAAUACAGUAAAUAGAGAUGGGUGGUUUGUAGAAAGUCCAGAGAAGGGCUUCUGGGUGAUAACAUACAACAAAGGAGUUCUCACCUCCCCAAUAGAGUCUUUGUCACUGAGGCAACGUCCUCAAAGGAUAGGAGUUUUCCUGGACUGUGAGGAUGGGGAUGUGUCCUUUUACAACAUGGUUGAUGGGUCCCACAUCUAUUCCUUUACUGGAAUCACCUUCUCUGGGGCUGUCUGUCCUUAUUUAAGCCUUCAGGGUGCUGGAACAUCUGUGACCGUCUGCUCAGCUUCAGAUUAUACUGAAAAUUAUCCUGAGUCUUCUCCAAAGACUCAUUUAAGGACUGAUAUGGAUGUCCCCCAAGAAGCCAAUUCUCUAUUACCUCCAUAA